This is a messenger RNA of Lates calcarifer (barramundi perch), 4982 nucleotides long. RefSeq names its product ectonucleoside triphosphate diphosphohydrolase 5a (gene entpd5a). The transcript is spliced from 13 exons. Gene Ontology annotation, cellular component: membrane. Gene Ontology annotation, molecular function: UDP phosphatase activity; GDP phosphatase activity. Gene Ontology annotation, biological process: nucleoside diphosphate catabolic process. Lineage: Eukaryota; Metazoa; Chordata; Actinopteri; Centropomidae. The record is from RefSeq and is a predicted model, not a curated record. The coding region runs from base 1946 to 3460 and encodes 504 amino acids.
UAUUCAGGUUUUAUUAGCCACAUUAUCAUACUGUUAACAUGCAACUAAGACAUGUACGGGCACUAGUCAGUGAGAGGUCCUGCACAUGUACGCUUUGAUAGGGGCGAACGACCAUUCUGGUGAGCCACAGGAUUGAAAAAAGUACCCGCAGUAUUUAGAAAAAAGGAAGGAGGAAAGAAAGUCCAAUAUUUUUAGUCCAAAUUACAGUGUUGGAACAGUGCUUUGCACAGUCGAGUGUCCUGGGAGUGGAGUGGCAUGAUGGGUGAACGCUGGUGCCAAGCCCCACCCUCCCCACAUUGUCCUCUCUGUGGACUUCCUGCACUCUCUUGUGCCCAUCUGAAGGACCUCUGCCCUCCCCUUACCCUCCUGGCCGGGCUGACUGACAGCUCGGUUUCUGCCUCAGUCUGCCUCGUGAAAUGGCCUCAUAUAAGCACAUGUUAAGCCGGGGUUGGGACAGGGUCAAUUCCUCAGGGAUGCCUCAAUCGCUAGACUACCAGCGCCUUCAGUUUCAGAUCUCUGUCGUCUUUCUGUUGAUACAAAGUGGGUGAAAAAUAUCACAGCCUGGUACAAAUCUCAGUUCAUGUAAGGUCUCUGAGUUGAUGUGCCUCUGUGCUCCUCCACUGCUGGAUGUCGUUGAUGCCUCUGCAUCCUGUGCUUAAAGCCGGCAACUCUCAGCAUUACAUGAGGAAGCAUUAACUGAUACACCACAGCAUGGCUUAUGAUGCUGUGCCAACCACCCACCUAAAGCAGAGAAACAGCCACUCAUGCUUUUCAUGCAUUCUCUCGUGAAACGUGCCUUGCUGCCCAAAUAUUUUUCCCUUGGAAAACCUGUGGUUAACACAGGGAUGAGUGGGAGUGAGAUGAUUGCUAAACAUUCUUUUAACUUUUAUGCCAGCUGGAGUGCAGGUCACAUUUGCAUUUUUGAAGGUUGGUGAAACUGCUGCAGUGGAUUUAAUGUGGUGAUUAUUGCAGGAUCAUGAAGGGGAGGUUGAGAGGAUUUUUUUCAUACUGUACAUGCAUGAUUCAUUCAAGCCACUGAACGUGAUUUAGUGGAAGAGGUAAUGCAUAAUAAAACAUCUAGAGUGAGUCACGGUUUCAGUCAGAAAUGCAGGAUUUUCUCUUGGAGUUUCUUUGUUUCCUUUAUUUUCUUCCUCAUUUUCAUUCCAAAAUAAGUCAGGAACAUAGAAAACUGUAAUAUUUAAGUUGCUACUUUUAAAACUGGAGUGAUUAAUUUCAAAACUCUACAGAUGUGCAUUUAUAACUGCUAAAUAAAAACUUACAUCACUGCUAAUUUAAGCAGUAGCCAAACUUGUUGAGUUGUAAGAGUCCAAAGAGUAGCAGUGUGAAGGGAUUUCUGAGUCAAGUUACUAUACAAGUCUUAAAUACACCCAUAAAAAGUAUUUUAAGACCAUUUCUUUUGAAUUUCUUCACUGUGAACCAUUCAUUUUGACUUCUUUAUAAACCCCAUUCUCCUUUCCUAAGGGGAUUUUUUGCCUCCAGAAUAACCAGUAAAGAUGAGGAGGGGAAAAACAUAGCCAAAAAUAAUUCUCCUCCUCCUCUUAAAAAAAUGGGAAAAGCUGUUGGUAGGCAGGUAGUCCGUCUCCAGCUCAGCUCCCAGGAGGGGGGACUCCUGAUGGAGUUGGGAUGGACCGCCACAGGAUUGGUGGAUGGCUGUUCUCGGUGUGGCCCCAUGCCAAGCCCUUAUGUCUUUAUAUACUGUAAACAGAUGACCGGACAGUCCUGAGUGUGCAUCGCAUCCACUCUGCCUCUCUCCAUCUCCACUGCUCUCUCUCUUCAGGGCCUCCUCUCCUCUCUCAGUCUUUCACUCCAGCAUCCACGAGGCUCCUUCUUCUCCUUCUCCUUCUUCUUCUCCUCAGUUCGUCUUUAAAAAAAAAAAAAAAAAAAUUGACUCCAGCUCCUCUCUUCUCCUCCGGCUGUGAAAACAAUGGCCACUCCGAGCCUGCUCCUCACUUUAUCCGUGUGGCUUCUGGCUGGGAGCCUCAUAGCGGAGGCGACUUACUACCGGCACCACCGCUACAUCCCCCACUUCUACCGCUACCGGGAGCACUCCGCCAACACGGAGAACCUCCUCCCUGAGGUCUCCAACCCUGUGCCUGAAGUCUCGCAGCCCGGCGUGCCGACCUACCCCGAGAUCCCCGAGGUCUUCCACCCGGCGCCAGAAGUCCUCCCCCCAAUACCAGAGGCUUUCCACCCGGUGCCCGAAGUCGUGCAUCCUGCACCUGAGCCUUACCACCCACCUGAGGUUUACCAGGCGGUAUCUGAAGCCUCCUCCCCUGUCAACAUGAGUCGGCUUUUCUAUGGGAUCAUGUUUGACGCUGGGAGCACAGGCACCAGGAUCCACAUCUAUAAGUUCAUCCAGAAAGACCCUGUUGAGCUGCCAGUUCUGGACAAUGAAAUGUACCACGCAGUGAAGCCUGGACUGUCUGCCUACAAGGACAACCCUGAAGAGGGUGGCAACACCAUCCGACAGUUGCUGAAAAUUGCUAAGAAGACGGUCCCGGAGGAGGAGUGGAGGAGAACCCCGGUGGUCCUGAAGGCCACAGCGGGUCUGCGCCUUCUGCCUGAAGACAAGGCCAACGCUCUUCUGAAGGAGGUACGAGAUGUGUUUGAUGAGUCCCCUUUCUUUGUGCCAAACAACAGUGUUUCCAUCAUGAAUGGAACAAAUGAAGGUAUCCUCGCCUGGGUCACAGUGAACUUCCUUACAGGUCACUUGUACUCCAACACAAGGAGGACAGUGGGGAUCCUGGAUUUGGGUGGAGGAUCAACACAAAUCACAUUCCUUCCUAAGUCAAGGAAAACGAUUCAGUCUGCUCCCCCCAGUUACAUUGCCAGAUUCAACCUGUUCAACCACACAUAUCAACUCUACACACACAGUUACCUUGGAAAUGGACUGUAUGCGGCUCGACUGGCAACUCUUGGCGCACUAGGAUCUGAUGGUCUAGAUUGGAAAAUUUUCACUAGUUCCUGCCUCCCAAAAAAGUUCAGAGAAGAUGUGACUUUUGGAGGAACCACCUACAAAGUUAGCGGGAUUCCAGACGGCUACGCAGGCUAUAAGCUGUGCUACUAUGAGGUGAUGAAGGUCAUCAAAGGAAUAGUGCACCAGCCUUAUGAGGUGAAGGGCAGCAGCAUCUUCUACGCCUUCUCCUACUACUUUGACAGAGCUGUGGAGUCUGGCCUCAUCGAUGGCAGCCGGGGUGGUGCGGUUGAAGUUAGGGAUUUUAAGAAGAGAGCCAAGGAAGUGUGCAACAAAAUGACCAAAUACCGUGCUAUCAGCCCCUUCCUCUGCAUGGAUAUGACAUAUAUCACUUGUCUGCUAAAGGAGGGCUUUGGCUUCAAGGACAGCACUGUGCUGCAGCUAGCCAAGAAGGUGAACAACGUGGAGACGAGCUGGGCCUUAGGGGCGACCUUCGACUACUUCAGAAACCUCAACAUCCACUAAGGACAGCUCGCUGUUGCUGCAGCCGGCACUGAGAGGGACAGUCUGUCACUGUGGGGGCUUCCCUUUCCUCCAUCCACCCUCAAUCAGCCCACCCCCCUCACGGACAAUCCUGGUCCCACCACCACAACCACCACCACCACCACCACCACGCUUCCUCACCUACCACACCACCACCCCUCCUCUUUUUCCUCAACCUCAGCACCCUGCGAACACUCUGAGAACUGUUGAAAAAAAGAGAAAAGAAAUCACUAUAUUUUUAUAAGGCCAGCUAUUUCUACUGUAUGUUGAGCUCAUAACUGGUGGGCUGACUUUAUUUUUGUAAAACGUUUACAUUUUUGAUUCCUUAUGGGUGUCUGAUCUGAAAUGUCUUCCUCACCUACCUGUUAAGUGUAUAGAGGGUAGUUUAGAAGCAAUACAACCAGUCAUGGUAUUUUGGUGCUUACUGUGGUCCUGGUGUGCACUAUACAGCACAGUGGAAAACCUUUAAGAGACUAGUUGCUGGAAGUGCAACCAUAGUUGUCUUUCUAAACGCCUGUAAAUCAAUCUUUUUAUUCUAGCCGGAAAUUAUCUUACAGGACCUUAAUUCAUUUUCCCCCUAGUCUUUGCAAGUUAGACAACAUUAUAACAACAUUAGAAACUGAGCGGAUGCAAACCAUACAGCUUCUUUUCUUCAACUUUGCACAUAACACUUUAUCUCCAGAUAUUGUAGCUAAGACAUGACCAGAUGCUUCAAUGUUGACUAAAGAGUUGUACAUAUUCAUCGUGACUCAGGGGGGCAAAGAGAGUGCUGUGGGGAGCUGCCUCUCAUAGACUGCGUUGUACAGCUUUUACAAGUAUGAGGUUAAUGCCUGUAUUUUCAAAGUUCAGCCAUUAUUGUGUGUUUUGUCUAGAGUGGAAAAGUCCUUAUCAAGCAUGGCUAAAUUGCAGGGGCCCCAGGUCUGAGCUGUUUUUUAGACCAGCAAAAGUUAAAAAACCUCUCAUCAAGGGCAGAUAGUUCAUCCAACAACAUAAUUUUCAACCAUCAAAUACAACAAGAAGGUAAACAGAAAUUAUGUUAGAAAAAAAAAGGUUUAAAACCCAUGACUCCAUCACCUGUUGCUGGUUGCUCAAAAACAUUAGUAAUAUUGAAUUCUGUUUGUCAUUUUUCUCGUGAACUGUACAUAUAUUUAAUGAACUGUGUGUUUAUCUAAUGCAGAGUAUUUUAAUUAUCCUCAUCAAAUAUUAACUCUUGGACUUUCUGUGUAACUGCUCUCUAAGCCAUGCCUUUGCUGUCUUUUCAAUAUUCAACAUGUUCAAUAACUACUGCUGUAUAUACAUAAUGUAAACUUAUAUUAGUGAAAUACUUUGACAGGAACUGCUUUUACAUUGCAAGAACUUUAUGCUGCACAAUUGCUCAGAAAUGCCUCUAUGUUCAUCAGUAAGAAUAACCUGAUGACUGACAAUAUGUAAAUUGUUGUUUUUAUUAAAUCCAGUGGAAUAAGUGUAUACUAUACAUGUAUGUUUUAAUAAAACGUGAAAAAUG